UUCCAGUUUAUGAUCCGGCAACACGCGCAUGGAAUUCGCCCGGGAAUUUAAGGUGUCAGGAAUGUGAUGAGACGGGAAGGUGACGGGAAUGCUACGGAAUUGUUACGGGAAUACAAAUGAAUAUGACGGGAAUGUUACGGGAAUACAACGGGAAUGCGAUGUGAAUGUGACGUUUCUUGGAAAAUUGUUCAUGGACAAGGAAAGUGAUGCUGAUGAAGAUGCUGUGGUGGAAACCCUGAAUGCAAAGAAGCGUAACCUACACGGCAAAUAUAAUAAAGGAAUAUUUAGUGAAAAGGAGGAACAAAUUAUUAAUGAAAAUUGGAAUCAGUUUCAAAAGGAGUACAAAUUUUAUGACUUGCGCCCCCUGAUAAACUACCGCACCUGCAUUUUGGAAGGCAGUCAUGACUCAUUUUCAAUAAAUCAGGUCUACUUAACCUCAGUACCUCAACAAAAAAAGUUUCUAAACUACAUAAGAAGAGGAUUAAACCGAAGUUUGAUGCAGGUAAAAUGGCACCUGCAGUCAUUAGUAUUGGGUAAAUACAGCAAUUGUGCAUGGAAUAAAGGCAUCAACUUUGCUCAUCAAAACAUCAUGGCGAAAAAAGAGAUGUAUCUUGUUGACCUGUUUCUCAAGCGUUAUGGUGUGGACGUUGCAUCAAUGGAGUUCAUCCUGAAUUCAACGAGUGGUGCACUGCUCCACAAUAGCCUUAGGACAUACUAUCGCUUCAAGCUCUGCCCAAUUGCUGAUGGACCAUGGACAGAAGAAGAGAUGUUGCGUCUCAUCAAAGGAGUGGUGUACACCUGGAACAAAGUGCCUACUCAAAACCACUCCCAUUCCCUCAAUGGCACUAAAUGGAUGAAAGUAUUUCUUUUUGUUAGAGUGAGUUGUUUUUAAGUACAAAAGUUCCCUAGAAUUCAGAAGCAUUUCAUCUCCUUAGUUUUGAACAUCAUUCAUAUCAAUCAGCAGGGAGGAAUAAUGAUUAUUAUUUUGUUCCUUGAAGGUUUUGCAUGAAGUCAUCCUAUAAAGCAAUAUAUGAAAAUGUCCAAGGCAUUUUGUAUAUUAGACUGCAUCACCAACAUAGGUUUUCUUCCUUUUAUUGCUCUUGUAAGCUAUAUGUUAUAUGAAAGAAGAAUAUCCACUGGAAGCAUGGCAAAAGGUAACGAAUAAUGUACAAAAAUAGACACUGGCCAAAUGAAGCAAUUUAAAUGUUACACUGAUGCUCUUGACUACUGUCUAUUGUUGGUAUAUUGGAUAACAUUAACAAAUUAUCAUGGUAUAUUGUCAGGAAAAUAAAACAGCAAAUAAAGCUGAUACGGCAAAUGGACCAGCUUUAUCAUAAAUAAACCUUAACUGGCAACGCACUGAGAUUUACUGACAGGCUGCAGCCCGUAACCUCCACUGUAAAUGCUGCCACAAUAAGCUAUGUGGCGCCUGAUUAACCAUGGGCAGUAAAAAGAUUUUAAGUGCAAAUACAUGACAGAAUACCAUGUCAUUAUUCAGAUGUGUUUACCAGGA
This is a messenger RNA of Hyalella azteca, 1513 nucleotides long. RefSeq lists its product as uncharacterized. Lineage: Eukaryota; Metazoa; Arthropoda; Malacostraca; Amphipoda; Hyalellidae. The coding region runs from base 89 to 892 and encodes 267 amino acids. The transcript has 5 exons. The record is from RefSeq and is a predicted model, not a curated record.